UCUAUUGAAAAAGAAGUUGAAAAGAACUUAAAAUCAUUGGGCUUUUCCGAAUCAAAUUGUAUUUCACAAAUCGACAUAAUUUCGAUUCUAAUUUUCUGCACGGUGACAUAAUGCCAGUGGAGAGUCGGGAUGCAAAGAUCCAACAAAAUGUACAUUUGGAUCCGAUCGAUAAAAGGGAGAACGAUAACAAAGAAUAUAGAGCCAUCAGAUUGCCAAACGGUUUAGAAGCUUUGCUAAUAUCCAAUGAAAAUUUAACGACGUCUUCUCAAGAAAAGAAGGCAUCGUGUAGCUUAUGCGUGAACGUAGGAAAUUUCAGCGAUCCACCAGAAUUUCCGGGCAUAUCCUAUUUCUUACAUUAUAAACUUUUUCAAGAUCUCGAAAAAUCUUCAGAACAAUGUACUUUGGACAAGUAUAUUGAAAACCAUAAGGGUAUUAAUGAUAUCUCAGUCGACAACGAGCAUACAAUAUUUUUCUUUGACAUCGAAGAAAACAGCUUGUUUGUAGCUCUCAAGAGAUUUGGUGAUUUUUUUGUUGAGCCUAUAAUAUCGGAACAAGUACUUAUAGAACAAUAUGACGUACAAAACGUCUUGAUAUACUAUGCUUAUAUAGAGUUUCAGAGAAGCUUACGUAAAAGACAGAAGAGAUACGACCAACUAUUUUCCUCUUUCGCACAAACUGGUCAUCCAGCCAACAAGUUUUCUGUAGACCAUUUAAUAAAAUUACGCAAUAAUAUAGAUUACAACAAAUUGUACAAUGUGCUGGACAAGUUUAAAAGUCGUCACUAUAGCGCUCACAGAAUGAAGCUAGCAAUACGGUCGGGACUAUCGUUGGAUGUAAUGGAAAAAUUUGUCACAUCGUGCUUUGCUAAUAUGUCAAAUAACGGGAUAUCUCCAGAUAAUUUUUCCAAAUUUAAAAACGAUCUCCCUUUUGAUACUCCUGCUUUCCGAAAAAUGUAUAAAGUUAAGGAUAAUUGGGAACAUCUUACACGAGUACGUGAAACGAAAUUUGAGCAGAUCUCAGUACAGCUCACCACAGAACUCACUUCUGAAGGACUAAAACAUCUGGAAGAUAUUUUAGAUGCGAUAUUUUCUUUUAUCAAUUUACUAAAGAGAGCAGGUCCGCAAAAAGAAAUUUACAAUGACAUGUAUGAGAGUAAAAAAGACAUUUAUAGUGGAGUUCUCAUGGAUAUAUACUGCGAACUAUGGAAACCGAUAUUAGCCGAAGAAUUAUAUCCAGCUUCAUUGGCUGGGUUUAUAUAUGAUAUCAAUAUCCUUAACAAUGGUUUUACAUUAAAAAUAAGCGGUCUUAAUGAAACUCUGCCACUUGUAGCGGCUACUUUUGCACAAAACAUGGUGCAAUAUUCAAGCUUUAUUACGGAGGACAUAUUUGAAAAUGCCAAAGCUCGAAAAAGCCUGACAUAUUUCAGUUUAAUUUCCUCACCUGCAACUUUCACCGAAGACAUGGCAUUAUCGAUACUAAAACUCGACCAUCAUUCACUAAUUGAUAUGUAUAAUAUUAUACAGAAUAUCACUUUCAAAGACUUUCAAGGCUUCGUGAAAUCCUUUACUGAACAUCUAUACAUUCAAUGUCUCGUGCAAGGAAACAUGACGCCGUCUGCUGCAAUCAAUACAGUAGAGCAAUUUAUUAACACAAUUAAUUGUAGCCCUUUACAUCCAAAUACAAUAAAACAGCUUAGAGGCACUCAGAUACCUUUGGGCAUAAGCUAUUACAAGAUUAAAAAUAUCACCAAAUAUAAACUUUCCUUAGUAACUAAUUAUUAUCAAGCCGGCGUCACAACGAUUGAAUUAUCGACAUUAAUCCAUCUGAUAAGCUAUAUAAUGGACCAUAAGUUAAGCGAAGAUCAAUCCUUUGAAAAGUUUUGGUAUACCAACGUCAACUUUAGAAACAUUAACGGAAUUUUAGGAUACUCUAUUACUGUUUACACUCAAUACACAAUCGAGUACAUUGAUAGGACGAUCGACAGAUUUUUGAAUGAGUUUAAAAACGAUAUGGAAGAGCUCACAGAAAAGGAAUUGGAUGUUUAUAAAGAAACGUUCCUAAAAUCUAGAUCAUUUGACGAUGCCAAUCUUGAAAAAGAAAAUGAAAGAAACUGGAAGGAGAUCAUAACGUGUACUUACAUGUUUGAUUUAAAUGAACAGGAAAUACAUGCUCUAGAGAAAAUAAAUGUUAAUAAGCUGAGGGAAUGGCUUGCAGAUCACACAAUGAAUGGAAAUAAUUUUAGAAAAUUGAGUUUACAAGUUGUCGGAACUACUCCCAAAAAAGCGAAAUACGUUAAUUUAACAAACAUAAACGACGAUUAUCAGUACAAUCCAAAUAGAUAUCAUUAUAUUACUAAAAACUAG
Acromyrmex echinatior (Panamanian leafcutter ant) is the source of this 2363-nucleotide messenger RNA. RefSeq names its product nardilysin-like. Gene Ontology annotation, molecular function: metal ion binding. The record is from RefSeq and is a predicted model, not a curated record. NCBI's taxonomy places the organism in Eukaryota, Metazoa, Arthropoda, Insecta, Hymenoptera, Formicidae.